Molecule: messenger RNA, 1122 nt
Organism: Fusarium poae
Lineage: Eukaryota; Fungi; Ascomycota; Sordariomycetes; Hypocreales; Nectriaceae
Exons: 3
Coding region: 1-1122 (373 amino acids)
Source: RefSeq, a predicted model, not a curated record
AUGACGGGCGACCAACGAGGUUUUCUUGUUCCAAGUUACUACGUCGACGACCUUCCCAAUGAUGUCGAUAUGAACAUCGCGUCCAUCGCCUGGGGUCUGUCCCUGGGUAUCACGGUCUUCAACGUUGCCAAAGCGAUUCGACAGACGCAAUCAUCGUGGCAACGAAGAAAGAAGAUCACGAGUUAUGUUGCUCUGAUCUGGGCCGAAAUCAUUUCGAGUUUCUUGCUGGGAAUCAUGUGUUGGUUUUAUCUUCGGGGCACCAUUGAACCGAGCAUGCAAUUCUUUUUCUUUAUCAUUGUCUGGUGGUCAACACAGGUCCAAUGUCUCAUCCAGAUCAUCAUCAACCGAGUCUCCCUAUUGAUGGUCGUUCGUUCCAAUGGUACCAAGCUUAAAUGGCUUUGCUUUCUUAUCCUCUUUGCAGUCAACAUCAGCGUCUUUUGCAUCUGGGUACCCGCCCGACUCCAAAUUAGCGAGCGGUAUAUCCACCUCAACGAGAUCUGGGAUAGAUGUGAAAAGGUCAUCUUUGCUAUCAUGGAUGCUGUUCUCAACUUUUAUUUCAUCUACAUCGUCAAGCAGCGCCUUGUCGCCAACGGUCUUCAAAAGUACACUCGCCUCUAUCAGAUGAACAUGUUUCUCUGUGGUAUUUCUAUUGCCCUGGAUAUUCUUCUUAUUUGCAUGAUGUCUCUCCCCAAUGGUUUCGUCUACAUCCAAUUCCAUCCCCUUGUGUACCUUCUCAAGCUUCACAUCGAAAUGAACAUGGCCGAUCUCAUUGGAAAAGUCGUUCGGGCCGGCAACAACGAUCCCCGAGGUGGUGGCAACGACUACAGCUCUCGAUCACGAACGACUGGAGCUUCCCGAGCUCACGGAACACGAUUCGGAAACACCCUUGCAAGCGCUCACCAUCGCACACAUAUCGAGCUCGGAGACGAUGACGAGUACGAGCUCAACGAGAGAGAGAAGAUUGACGGUAUCAAGAAGACUGUCGUCACCAAGAUCACACAUUCAGGCGAGCAGAAGUUGGACGACAGCGAUUCUACAAACGAUGAUCACAACAACGACAAUGCUAUCAGCGAAGCCAGCUCGACUAACCGUUUGCAUCAGCGCAAUUACAGCGUCGUCUAG